ACAGACAGGCAACUUUUUUUUGAUAUAUAAUUAAUUUAGUGUAAAUUCAAAAUGAGGAUUAGCUGCAGGACUGCUGCAAUUCGUUUACGGAUUUGCUUGAAGCGACUCAUACGCAAUGGCUUCGUUAUGGGCGAGGCCGAGGGCUUGCGGCUGCUGAAGCGACAUCGCACAAAAAUCAAGCACUGGAUGCAUCCGCUGGCUGCGUGCGCGCUGAUUGCAGUUGUGCUGCUGUUUAUCUACUAUGAGAUGAUGUUUAUACUGCCCGAGCUGCUGGACGCAGCGGGAUUGAGCUACAAGCUGCACUGGCUGCUGCCCAUUUUCUUUGGCUUCAAUAUAUUUGGCAACAUGCUGAGCUGCCACCUGCGGCACUCCAAGUUUGUGCCACAGCAGCAGCAGCAGUUGGAACCAGCAGCUGCAGCCUUGUGGCAUUUAUGCACGCACUGUCAAGUGCUGGUGCCGCCCAGGGCGUGGCACUGCCGCUUGUGCAACUGCUGCAUACUAAAGCGCGAUCAUCAUUGCGUCUUCACCGGCUCCUGCAUUGGUCACAACAAUCAACGCUACUUCCUGGCGCUGCUGUUUCAUUUAUCCGCCAGCAGCUUAGUCUGUCUGAUCUACAAUGUGCUGCAUAUCAUUCACCAUCCCAUGUGGCAGAAUAGCCAAGUGAAUGCUGUGGCCAUGGCCUCGACGCUUGUGGGCAUGCCCUUUGAUGUGGAGACCAGCACGGAGUGGCUUGUGGUCAACAGCAGUGUCAUCAAGCUCAACAUAGCUGCGUUAACUCUCGCCGGCGUGCACUUUACUAUGCAAAAUCUUUUCAUCUGGCGUGGCGCCACCAUGUUCACCAUGCGGGAUCGCAGCUAUAGCCUGGGGCCACUUCGCAAUUUUCGUCUAGUGCUGGGCCGGCGCAUGUUCUGGGUGCUGCUAUCGCCAACAAUUUCCAGUCCGCUGCCGCACGAUGGCACCAAAUGGCAGCUGGCGAGCAAGCAGCUAGAGAUAGCUUAACACACACACAUAUGUAUAUUUAAUUUGCGCACGUAUAUUUAAUGCAUUCAACAAAAUUGAGUUUUUCACAUCAUUUAAUCCUACUAUGGCUCUCUCUACUGCCUGUGCUAAUUACCCGGAUUAGCAGUUGACCGUAGUUAUGUGUC
Messenger RNA from Drosophila busckii, 1145 nucleotides. Its product is annotated as probable palmitoyltransferase ZDHHC24. The transcript has a single exon. Gene Ontology annotation, molecular function: palmitoyltransferase activity. Lineage: Eukaryota; Metazoa; Arthropoda; Insecta; Diptera; Drosophilidae. The record is from RefSeq and is a predicted model, not a curated record. Bases 52 to 999 code for a protein of 315 amino acids.